AUAGAUGCACGCUUUCACGUACGCACAUACUGACCGGCGGGGAGAGGCCGUUUCCGACGGUUGCGCACUGUUUUAUCCACCACCACACCAUUUGUUCGGAUCAAAUUCAACCCAUAAUUUCAUCCUCAUUUCUCGUUCUCUCUUCCCAUUGUAACAGCUCGAUCAUUUGAGGAGAGUAAAAAUAUUUCAAUUCGUUUCUUUCUCGGAUCUAGGGUACUGUUUGUUUGCGAUCGUUAAUUCAUGGUAGAUUGUGGUGUUUCAUAUUGACCACCGCCGGAAUAAUAACGGACGAGAAGAUUAUAUUAUUUUUUCAUAUUUGAUUCGUCGAUCUCAGCAACCAUGACUAGUGGUGGCGGUAACAAUUUAAUCUCCGUCGAUCCUGAAGAGCUCAGGUUUCAAUUUGAACUGGAGAAACCAAUGCAUUGUGAUAUCAAGGUUACUAACACCACAGACAAGCAUGUUGCCUUUAAGGUCAAAACUACUUCGCCCAAGAAAUACUUUGUGCGGCCAAACACUGGUGUUAUACAGCCUCGGGACAUAUGUACCAUAAGAGUUACCCUUCAAGCCCAAGUUGAGUACCCUCCAGAUAUGCAAUGCAAAGAUAAAUUUCUUCUACAAAGCACCCUGGUGCCUGCAAAUACUGAUACCGAAGAGCUUCCACAAAAUACUUUUAGCAAGGAACCUGGUAAACAAUUAGAGGAAUGCAAGCUUAAGGUCUGCUAUGUUGCUCGCACUGAUCAGGGAAAUUCAGAUGAUAACCUCAAACAAAAUUCUGAUCCAAGCUCUAAUCAGGCUAUUCAGACCGCAAGAGCCGCUAGGGAUUCAGCCGUGAGAGAGGUAACCCAGCUGCAACAGGAACUGGAUAUGCUAAAGAAAAGGAGACAAAGAUCUAAGGCCAGUCCUGGAUUCUCGUUGAGACUCGCAAUAGCUGCUGGACUGAUUGGGAUAAUGGUUGGUUUUGUCUUAAAGCUGGCUCUGUCUUCACCACCGCCACCGCCUCCACCAACACCAACACCAACACCACCGCCAGCAACAGCCGGGGCAGAGUAAUUUUCCCGGCUGUUUCUUUCAAAAUCUAGAAAACUGGAUGAUGAUGAUGAUUCUCUAAUGAACAAGUUUGUCGAAAUUAAGCUGAUGAUAUAUAGCUUUACGUGUUGUUUGUCUUCUUACUUCAAUUCUCUCUGUACAUGGACCAUUGCAAAUUGCAACAUUAACUGUUUGUUGGUACUUUUUUCUCAAUACGUAAAUGGACUAUGCCAUUACUAUUUGAAA
Molecule: messenger RNA, 1272 nt
Organism: Cynara cardunculus var. scolymus (artichoke)
Lineage: Eukaryota; Viridiplantae; Streptophyta; Magnoliopsida; Asterales; Asteraceae
Product: vesicle-associated protein 2-1
Exons: 7
Coding region: 340-1050 (236 amino acids)
Biological process (GO): endoplasmic reticulum membrane organization
Cellular component (GO): endoplasmic reticulum membrane; plasma membrane
Source: RefSeq, a predicted model, not a curated record